Messenger RNA from Calliphora vicina (urban bluebottle blowfly), 1975 nucleotides. RefSeq names its product JNK-interacting protein Aplip1 (gene Aplip1). Gene Ontology annotation, cellular component: cytoplasm. Gene Ontology annotation, molecular function: JUN kinase binding; MAP kinase scaffold activity. The record is from RefSeq and is a predicted model, not a curated record. Gene Ontology annotation, biological process: JNK cascade; regulation of JNK cascade. Lineage: Eukaryota; Metazoa; Arthropoda; Insecta; Diptera; Calliphoridae. The transcript is spliced from 5 exons. Bases 273 to 1775 code for a protein of 500 amino acids.
CAUAUUGACGACAUAAAACAACACACACAUACAUUUGCAAGGGCUGAACCACUUUUUUGCGUUCAAAAAGUCAGUGAGUGAGCAGUACAAGGAAAUUAUUGAUUUUUUCGCAUAAAACAUCUAAAAUUAAAGACAAAAACAGUGCAAGUGAUUUUUGUUGAUUUAAAACGGAGUGAAAGCAUUUAAAAAUGAUUUAAAAAUUAUAAGCACUGUUUUGUAGAGAUUAAAUUGCACGAUUUCCUGUUCCGUAGGAACUCAUUUUUUAGCUCAUAAUGGCUGACAGUGAAUUCGAGGAAUUCCAUCGUCCAAUAUUUGAAUCACACACAAUACAAUACACCAAUAGUACCGUUAGUGGUGCCAAAAAACCCAAUCCGCAUACAUUUUACUCUUUAAUACCCAAUGAUGAUCUGGAGGAUUCCCCCUCUUCGAAAAGUGAUACCUCGGACCAGGAAGACAAUGGCGACAGCAAUAAGAUCAACAGACAAGUGGAAGAUGAUGAAAUUGGAGAUGGCCUAAAGGUGGUGUCAUUGUCAUCGGACGGUUCCUUGGAUACCAAUGAUUCGUUUAAUUCGCACCAUCAUCAUCCACUAAACCAUCAAGAUGCGAUUGGUGGUUUGGUGGGUAUUGGCUCCAGCAAUGCUCACAGUGGCUCGCAUCAAGUAAACCUCACAACUCACAGCUUACCCAUUGGUAUUUUAAAUAAUUCACAAACACAACAGCAGCAGAGACGUCGACGCAAGUUGCCCGAAAUCCCUAAGAAUAAAAAAUCUUCCAUUCUGCAUCUUUUAGGUGGUGGUGGUGGCAGUGGCUUUGAACAGUCUUCAUUGGCAGAUGAGAUGUCCAACGGUCAGGGUGUUUGUCGUAGUCGAGCGAUGACAGGUCCCCAGGGCCGGCAUAAUCAACGAUCAUUUUUGACGCUCAAACACAGUUACCUUCUAGACGAAGACUCCAGUCCGGAUUCGGAACGUUUGCAAAGUUUGGGCGAUGUGGACAGUGGUCACAGCACCGCUCACUCUCCAAACGACUUUAAGAGCAUGUCUCCACAAAUUACUUCUCCUGUAUCGGAAUCUCCCAUUCCGCAACCUUUCGGUGGGGUUCCCUUUGCCCACCUGGAAAUGCUCGAGGCAACACACAGGGGUCUGCACAAAUUCAUACCACGUCAUCAUGAUGAGAUCGAAAUUGAAAUCGGUGAUCCGGUGUAUGUACAAAAGGAGGCCGACGAUCUAUGGUGUGAGGGUGUUAAUUUACGAACCGGUCGUCAGGGUAUCUUUCCAUCGGCUUAUGCCGUUGACCUCGACUACAAUGAAUUCGACCCAACCGUGCAGCAGGUUAAGAAGGAGCGUUACCUUUUGGGCUAUCUCGGUUCCGUGGAGACAUUGGCCCACAAAGGUACGGGUGUUGUCUGUCAGGCGGUGCGUAAAAUUGUCGGUGAAUACGGUAAUUCGCCUACAGGUCAAGUAUGCAUUUUGGAAAUAUCAGAUCAAGGUUUACGCAUGGUAGAUCGUUCCGGACCGAAUAAUAAAAAGGACAAGAAACCUUGCAUUGAUUAUUUUUACUCGCUCAAAAACGUAUCUUUUUGUGCGUUUCAUCCAAGGGAUCAUCGUUUUAUUGGCUUCAUUACCAAACAUCCAACGGUACAACGUUUUGCAUGUCAUGUUUUCAAGGGUUCAGAAUCCACCAGACCAGUUGCAGAGGCUGUGGGACGAGCUUUCCAACGCUUCUAUCAAAAAUUCAUUGAGACGGCUUAUCCCAUUGAAGACAUUUAUAUUGAAUAAAUUACAUAUAACCCAGAUCGAGGGUCUCUAAUAGAUAUAUAUAUAUAAAUAGCUACAUAUAUAUGUGUAUAUAAUAAAUAUAUAGGUACGAAAAAAACCAAACCAAAAAAAAAUACUUUCAAAUCUUAAAGAAAAAAAAUGUUGUCUUCGCCUCUAAAAUACACAGUCGAAAUGAAUAAAAACAAAAUACAUAAUAACAA